CAGCCAUAUAUCAGUAGCAGCCAGACAGAAGCAAGCUGCAAGAAGCACAAAACUUUUCCUUUGCUCUCUCCCUCUCAUCUUCUUCUUCUCCUUGUCUGUAAGUAGUUGCAAACUUGCAAUCAUUCAUAUCCAAAGCCAGUAAUUUUUGGUCAUUUAAUUCUAGACCGAAUUUGUGGGGCGCCCCACCAGCGUGCUCUCCUCGCAGUGCCCAGGCAUCUGCUGCUCCUGGCAGUAUUUCCUGCCUUCUUUUGCUCCGUUCGGUUGGGUGCUGCUUUGCUCUCUCCACCUCAAAUCCUCUUCUGCCUCCUCCUCGUUCUCUCCUAGCGGAGCUCUUGUGUUUCGCCAGUUCGGGGUGGUCUCCGGGAGGAAAAGUUGGGUUUUGGGUUGGGAUUAUUCGUGGCUAUAGGAAUCUGUGGCCCAUUUCUGUGUGGUGUUUUCGUCCUGUGUACGAGUUUGCUGGGAUUCUCGGCGCCUCGCUGUUGGACUAAAGAUUCCAUUUUCGUUUCUUGCGAAUACCAAAGCGGUGGAAGCAAUUCUUCUGGGAGCAGAGAGCUGCUUACUGGGGAGAUUCGGUUGGAAGCUUGGCGCCUGCUCCAAUCUUUCUUUGAUGCAAGAAUUGAUCGCGCUGAUGCUAGUGACGAGAUUCGAGGCUGAAUUUUCAGUUUGAGAUCAAAUAGCUGUGGAGUCUGAAUACUUGUUCGUAUGCCAAGUUUCCAUUCGAGGAACUGUCGCUGAAGGGAAAAGAGAUCAAUGGCGUCACUGUCAGAGAGUGAGGCGACAAACAGGGGGAGCAUGUGGGAGCUGGAUCAGAACCUUGAUCAUCCCAUGGAUGAGGAGGCGGGCAGACUGAAGAAUAUGUAUAGGGAAAAGAAGUUAUCAUCAGUUUUGUUACUACGGCUCGCAUUUCAGAGCCUUGGGGUGGUCUUUGGAGACUUGGGCACAUCGCCUUUGUAUGUGUUCUAUAAUAUCUUUCCUCGUGGAGUAGACGACAAUGAGGAUGUUAUUGGAGCUCUUUCCUUGAUUAUUUACACCCUCACUCUCAUUCCACUUGUGAAAUAUGUUUUUGUUGUCCUGAGGGCAAAUGACAAUGGUCAAGGCGGUACAUUUGCUCUUUAUUCCCUAUUAUGCCGUCAUGCAAAGAUCAGCACCAUACCUAAUCAACACAGGACCGAUGAGGAACUGACAACAUAUAGUCGGCAAACUUAUGAGGACAAUUCAGUUGCAGAAAAGAUAAAGAGAUGGCUAGAGGCACAUGCAUAUAAGAGAAAUAGCCUUCUUAUUCUUGUUCUCAUUGGUACUUGUACAGCAAUUGGAGAUGGAAUCCUUACUCCUGCUAUAUCUGUUCUUUCUGCAUCAGGUGGAAUAAAAGUUCAGAAUCAGAAUAUGAGUACCGAUAUUGUUGUACUUGUCGCUGUGGUCAUCUUAAUCGGAUUAUUUAGCAUGCAGCAUUAUGGCACAGAUAAAGUGGGAUGGCUCUUUGCACCAAUAGUCCUCCUCUGGUUCAUUCUAAUUGGAAGUGUCGGAGCUGUGAACUUACACAAGUAUGAUAGCUCCGUGUUAAAAGCAUACAACCCAGUAUAUAUAUACCGGUUUUUCCGACGGCGAGGGAAUUCUGACAUCUGGACCUCUCUGGGAGGAAUCAUGCUUAGCAUCACAGGAACUGAAGCAUUAUUUGCUGAUCUUUGUCAUUUUCCUGUAUUAGCGAUUCAGAUUGCUUUCACCUUGAUUGUAUUCCCAUGCCUUCUACUGGCGUACACAGGGCAGGCUGCCUAUAUAAUUUCCCACAAGAAUCAUGUGGCUGACGUCUUUUAUCUCUCCAUUCCAGAUGCCAUAUAUUGGCCAGCCUUUGUUAUAGCAACUGCUGCAGCAAUUGUUGCAAGUCAAGCCACCAUAUCUGCAACCUACUCAAUAAUAAAGCAAGCUCUUGCACUUGGCUGUUUUCCCCGUGUAAAGGUAGUCCACACCUCGAAGAAAUUCAUUGGGCAGAUUUACAUCCCUGACAUCAAUUGGGUCCUUCUGAUUCUUUGUAUUGCUGUAACCGCUGGAUUCAAGAACCAAAUCCAGAUAGGAAAUGCAUAUGGUACUGCAGUGGUUAUAGUUAUGCUGGUUACAACAUUCCUCAUGGUACCGAUAAUGCUGCUGGUGUGGAAGAGUCACUGGAUCCUUGUCGUCACCUUUAUCGUGCUCUCACUGAUGGUGGAGGUUCCCUACUUCGUGGCCUGCAUACUAAAGAUCGACCAAGGCGGUUGGGUCCCACUUGUCAUCGCAGCAGCCUUCUUCAUCAUCAUGUAUGUGUGGCAUUUCUGCACCGUGAAGCGGUAUGAAUUUGAGAUGCACAGCAAGGUGUCGAUGGCCUGGAUUCUUGGCCUUGGUCCGAGCCUUGGUCUGGUCAGGGUUCCAGGGAUAGGCUUUGUGUACACCGAGCUGGCAAGUGGCGUCCCGCACAUCUUCUCCCACUUCAUCACCAACCUCCCUGCAAUCCACUCGGUGGUUGUCUUCGUCUGCGUCAAGUAUCUUCCAGUCUAUACCGUCCCGACGGACGAGCGGUUCCUUGUGAGGAGAAUUGGGCCAAAGAACUUCCACAUGUUCCGUUGUGUCGCAAGGUACGGAUACAAAGACCUCCACAAGAGAGAUGAGGACUUUGAGAAGAUGCUCUUCGACUGCAUCGUGUUAUUCGUCCGGCUCGAGAGCAUGAUGGAUGGCUAUUCCGAUUCCGAUGAGUUCAGCGUGCCAGAGCAGAGGACCGAUGGAUCAAUGAGCAAUGCAUUCCUGGCUGAAAAAUCUUGCAACACGAUGUGCUCAAAUGGUGACCUGAGCUACUCAUCGCAGGACUCAAUCGUGCCUGCGCAGUCGCCGCUCAGGGGGGACAGCCUGCUGAGGUAUUCAGGCCAGGCCAGCACGGUCGGCGACGAGCUGGAGUUCUUGAACCGGUGCAAGGACGCCGGCGUCGUGCACAUCCUCGGGAACACCAUCGUGCGCGCACGGAGAGACUCGGGGAUCGUCAAGAAGCUUGCUGUGGAUUACAUGUACGCCUUCAUGAGGAGGAUCUGCAGGGAGAACAGCGUGAUAUUCAACGUUCCUCACGAGAGCCUGCUCAAUGUCGGGCAGAUCUACUACAUAUGAGACAUUUUUCUUCCCAUCUUCUUGCUUCCGAUUCCCGGUAGGCGGCUCUGUUGUAAUAAAAAGUGGGGGCAGAUAUGUGCAGUGUCUUGUACACAAUAGAAUCAUGAGUUGCUUGUACAUUGUCAGAGAUUACCACCCAUGGUCGGGGAACGGACUCUACUCGAACUCCGGAGGUCGGGCGGAGAAGGGGAGGUGGACGCGGAGCAUGAGGAGGGCCAGGGAGCGAGUGGACGACCCUCUUGCACCACCGGCCGCCGAUGUCCGGCAAAUCCAUGUCACGUGCGGCCUCGACGGCGGACGGAAGCCAUGGCCGCAGGUGCAAAUCCGAUUUAAGCUAGGGGUUAUUAUGAAAAUAUUUGGAUUGCGAUUAAUAAUCACUGUCCAACUGCACCACGCCUUUCGUAAGUCGUAACUGAUUUUUUUUCUUUC
This is a messenger RNA of Phragmites australis (common reed), 3552 nucleotides long. Its product is annotated as probable potassium transporter 11. The transcript has 9 exons. Gene Ontology annotation, molecular function: potassium ion transmembrane transporter activity. Lineage: Eukaryota; Viridiplantae; Streptophyta; Magnoliopsida; Poales; Poaceae. Gene Ontology annotation, biological process: potassium ion transmembrane transport. The record is from RefSeq and is a predicted model, not a curated record. The coding region runs from base 751 to 3123 and encodes 790 amino acids. Gene Ontology annotation, cellular component: membrane.